AGGGGUGGGGAGGCAGAAGCGUAUAUAACCCCUACCUCCAGUCAGGUCAGGAGCCAAGGACACGACACUGACCAGCGCUGUUCCUAGGCCGUGCUCCCACUGUUGCCAUCAUGAAAGUGCUUGCAAUGUGUGUACUGCUUGCCACCAUCUGUAGCCUUGAAGGGGCUUUGGUUCGGAGACAGGCAGAAGAGACGAGUCUGCAGAGCAUGUUCAAUCAAUAUUUUCAGACCAUGGCUGACUAUGGCAUGGAUCUGAUGGAGAAGGCCAAGGGCUCCGAGAUUCAUACCCAAGCCAAGGCUUACUUUGAGAAAACACAUGAACAGCUCACACCCAUGGUCAAGCAAGCUGGAACUCAUCUGAUGAACUUCUUAAGCAGUUUAAUGAACCCUGAGAAACCAGAUCCUGCUGCUAAGUGAGGUGUCGGGACCAGUCUUCCUACCCUAGCUGCCCACUGGCCAGCCCUAGAGCCCCUCUCCCUACCUUCUGCCUGCUUUCUCCAAUAAAUGCGGAAGGAGUCAAA
Molecule: messenger RNA, 520 nt
Organism: Psammomys obesus (fat sand rat)
Lineage: Eukaryota; Metazoa; Chordata; Mammalia; Rodentia; Muridae
Gene: Apoa2
Product: apolipoprotein A2
Exons: 4
Coding region: 111-416 (101 amino acids)
Biological process (GO): cholesterol metabolic process; high-density lipoprotein particle remodeling; high-density lipoprotein particle assembly
Cellular component (GO): spherical high-density lipoprotein particle; blood microparticle; chylomicron
Molecular function (GO): phosphatidylcholine binding; high-density lipoprotein particle receptor binding; cholesterol binding
Source: RefSeq, a predicted model, not a curated record